UUACAUAUUGAAUAUUAGAGAAAUGGCCGAAACUGAAUCUUUAACACAGAAGGAGCUAAUGCUAAAUGCAGGCAUUGCGCUUGGAAUCCUAAUUCCUCUAUUUUUCUGCUGCUCAUUCUGGACUGUAGUCUUCUACAUUGGAGCAAUCAGGAUGAUAGGAAAUAUAUCCUUUCUGUACAGAACUGUCAAAGAGUACUAUUUGACAAAACAAUUAGAUCUGAGUCAAAGAUAUGGCGAAGGGACCUAUGCACUCAUCACUGGUGGAGCCAAUGGAAUUGGCUUGGAAUAUGCAACUCAACUUGCUAAAAUGAACUUCAACCUUGUGAUCAUUGAUUUGAACCAAGAAGCAUUGGACAAAGCAAAAGAAGAUAUUACUAACAAUUCAUCAGUUGAAGUUAUCACUAUUCAAGCUGAUAUUACAAAGUAUAGAGCCAUCAGUGAAUAUGAUGAUCUUCUAAAAUCCCUCGAAGGUCUUGACACUUCAAUACUAGUUAAUAAUGUUGGAGUUGGAAGUUGUCUCCCUUUUAAUGAGGCUAGCCCGGCACUUGUGAACACAAUCCUGGAUCUAAACGUUGCUUCUGUGGUUACUUUCACUUCCCUAUUCUAUGAAAGACUACUUUCAAGAGUUGACAAAGAGAAGCAUAGUGCUAUUAUAACUAUGGCCAGUUCUUCAUCGUUUUACCCAGUCCCAAGCUUCUUCUUGUAUUCAGCCACCAAGGGCUUUGCUAGUUAUUUCAUGAAGUCUUUGACAAGCGAGAAGAGCCCCAAGCUUGACACACUUAACGUCUGCCCUGGGUUUGUCUCAACCUAUAUGACUGGAUUCAGAAAAGAUAAUGUCACUAUCGGACCUGAACUCUGCGUUAAAAAUGCACUGAGAUCUCUUGGAAAUUUCAGCGAUACUGAAAUCACCUCUAAAGUUAGGAUUAUGAUUGCUGGAGUUUUGCAAGGAUUCUGGUACAUUGACACUUGCCUCUUCAAAAAAGUACUGAUGUACUUGGGAGCUACUGAGGCAAAUAAAAAGGCAUUCGAAGUAGUGUCAAAAAGAGAGCGUGAACUCUACAAAGAUUAAUCCCUUGUUCAACA
Messenger RNA from Moneuplotes crassus, 1083 nucleotides. NCBI's taxonomy places the organism in Eukaryota, Ciliophora, Spirotrichea, Euplotida, Euplotidae. The record is from the annotation of a GenBank genome assembly.